Molecule: messenger RNA, 360 nt
Organism: Rotaria socialis
Lineage: Eukaryota; Metazoa; Rotifera; Eurotatoria; Philodinida; Philodinidae
Source: the annotation of a GenBank genome assembly
AUGCACCUUCCAGGUGAAACAUCUGGGCUAUUUCGGAGUAAAACAAAAAAUCAUCUUCGUCAAGUAUCGUCAUCAUUGAAAGGAUUCUUCUCUUCAAGUGGUGAAAUUAUAAAAGACUCGCAAAUAAUGGCCAAUAUGGUAGCUGAUCAUUGUAAAAGAUUAUUUGAAGCACCUGUAAUGACACGUCGACACCCGUAUGUUGAUGCUCCUCCAGUACAAUGGGAAAAUGCAGCUGAACCUAUACCGACGGUAACUUAUCCAGAAAUAUUAAAUAUUUUACGUUCAAGAAAGAAAAAACAGUCUCUUGACAGUCAUAGACUUUCACCAUUUAUACUUGAUAAAAUAUCACAAAACUAUUAG